AUGAAAUACACUUGCAUCGAGUGUGGGAGGGGGGCAGAAGAGCUGUACAGAGACUUCGGAGGCGGCAAUUUGAAAAUCUCCCACUGCGACCACUGUGAGCAGGUGGUGGAUAAGUAUGUUGAGUUUGACCCUGUCCUGGUGUUACUGGACGCUCUUCUACACAAACCACAGGCCUACAGACACAUCCUACUCAACAGUGGGAUACAGUUCCACUGGAGACUGGCCAUCAUCUGUCUCCUGUGUGAUGCUUACAUCAAGUGGGCUCACCUGAAGUCAGCCGACACCACCGACACACAACAGCACAUGGGCUUCUACGCACUGGAGUGGGACUUCUACCUCAUGUUCCUCCUGGCAAUGAUAGAGUUGGCAGUGUUCCUUGGGUGCUGUAUGUUGCUGCUGCAGGUCAGCAGAAGGAUUUUACCAUCUAAUGAAGUGAGGUUUUCUUCUGUAGUUCGUGCUCUGCUACUGUCCAGUUUUGGGAAGUUACUGGUCAUUCCAGCGGUUAUCUGGGGUGAGACCAACAGCACAGUGUACCUGGGCCUCACUAGACUGUUUGUCUUCACAUGUAACUCACUGGCUAUGAGAGUUACCAUGGAUACCAGACAAGAUGUGGCAUGCGGUCUGGUUGCUACAAGCCUGCUUGUACAGUACCUCACAUCCCUGUCCAUCGACAAGUUAUUACACAUUCCAACAUGAUGUUAUGUGCUGUUGGUUAUAACUGAUAAACUGAUUUAUUUAUCCAGUAGUGGAGUUUAAAUUUCCUAUGAGUAUUGUUUACCUGGAUGUCUAACCUUCAUCAACGUAACUGAUAAACUGCAAUGUGUGACACACCAGUUCUGUUUUACAAAGUACAAUUGCAAGCUCUGUAUGACAGGACUGAAUGGAUCUAUCCACUCACAUCAGGAAGGACCCCACCCUUAAAGUUAUCGAUAGGUGUGGUGGGUUCUUUAACAAGUUCAAGAUGUGUCACAGAAAAUGCACAGGACCUCCCAUUUGUAUACAUGUAGAUUACCAAUCUGGACAAGUCAAUAAAAACAUAAAUCUUUCUUCACCAUCUUAAAAUGUUUUAUUGCAUACUUUUCUUCCUUUUCUAUACAUGUGUCAGCCCUAUCCAUAGGCUUUCACCUCAACUGAAAAUGCUUACAGCAUUUGACAAUAAAACAUCGCGAUUGAAAACCAUUCAUGUCUCAGUCAUGUUGCUUGACCACCUGUCCAAGGUGACCACUUUUCUAUUGUCCUUUGGGUGUUCA
Branchiostoma belcheri (Belcher's lancelet) is the source of this 1250-nucleotide messenger RNA. Its product is annotated as protein ARV1-like. The transcript is spliced from 6 exons. The coding region runs from base 1 to 696 and encodes 231 amino acids. NCBI's taxonomy places the organism in Eukaryota, Metazoa, Chordata, Leptocardii, Amphioxiformes, Branchiostomatidae. The record is from RefSeq and is a predicted model, not a curated record. Gene Ontology annotation, biological process: sterol metabolic process; sphingolipid metabolic process; regulation of plasma membrane sterol distribution. Gene Ontology annotation, cellular component: cortical endoplasmic reticulum; Golgi apparatus.